AUUCAAAUUAAUGAUCUUCAUUAUCAAGAGAUAUAUUUCUCCCUUUAAAUCUAUUAAUAUAACUUAGCUCUUUAUCAAAAUCUCUCUUCCUGGAUAACAAACAAGAAGAAUCAAGAAAUGGCGGAGUGGAUACCUGCAAUUGUAGCGACGGUGUUGUUCGUGGUUCUGACGCCGGGGUUGCUGUUUCAGGUUCCCGGCAACAAUAACUUUGUAGACUUUGGGAAAAUGGAGACGAGCGGAUACUCAAUCCUUCUUCACUCCUUCAUUUACUUCGGCCUCGUCGCGGUCUUCACCGUCGUCAUUCACUUUCCUGGCACUUAAAUUCUACACUAUAUUUAUACGUACACAUAUGUUUCUUGUAAUUUUUUUUAUCUAUGCUUUGAAUUUGUCUUUCAUAUUUUAUAUGUUCAUCUGUACUACUGUUGUGUACUUCGAUAGUGAUUUCUAAAGUAAUUCA
This is a messenger RNA of Brassica napus (rape), 457 nucleotides long. RefSeq lists its product as uncharacterized. The transcript has a single exon. The coding region runs from base 118 to 321 and encodes 67 amino acids. NCBI's taxonomy places the organism in Eukaryota, Viridiplantae, Streptophyta, Magnoliopsida, Brassicales, Brassicaceae. The record is from RefSeq and is a predicted model, not a curated record.